AUUGGAUUAGCAGGUGCGAGCAGUCCGUAAUUGAAAGAGAAUUUGAGUGAAAACAAAAUCAUGUGUGAGAAGUUUUAAACAAUGCUAUAAUUUGUUUUAUAAAUAUGGAUGAUCAACUUACUUCAGGGCCUUACAGAGCUACGUUGUUGUGGAAUGGGUUGAUAAGAAACUUUCGUUCAGAUAUUCCACUUGGCAGACACCGCCGCUAUAUGAAAACUUAUGAUGAUUGUUUUGUGGCCUCGGAUGCAGUGGAAUGGUUGCACCAAUAUUUAAAGAAGAAUCCAAACUUUGGUACAGAUGUGUCAAGAGCGCAGAGUGUGCAGUUGUUACAGAAGUUACACAAAGCCAAAGUAUUUGAAGAUGUUAGAGGACAGAAACAUAACAGGGGCGAGUUUACAGACAAUGCUAGGCUUUUCAGACUUACUCUUAGUUCACCUUCCAAGGCAGUGAGGACUCCAAUAGCUCUCAGAAACAACCUUAAGCUUGCCAACCUGAGGAGAUCCCCGCUAACAAAACCAAUGACGCCCUCACAGCCAGUGAAACUUGACUUUGACAAGAUGGCAUCUAUGCCUUCCAUACCGGACAACACAAGUACGCUUCCUGAAUGUCACUUCAUGUCAAAACCACUGUCAGCACAGGAGAUAGAGAAUGAGUGGAAAAACAUGACAUUACAAAGCUUACAGAAGAUCCUUGGUGUUGAUGCGCUUGGUGAUAUUAUUGAUGCUGAAUAUGUGAGAGGAAGGUUCAUCAUGCACAACUGUCUGUAUGUCAACAAAAGUGGAGUUGUAACAAAUAUUGAUUCUAAAGAUCAGUUACCACACUGGGCACUCUCUGCCAUGAAAUGCCUUGCCUACUGGCCUGAUAAGAUUGAUGAAAAUUUACCCAAUUAUCCCGGUUUUGAGAAAGAUGUGUUCCGUGUUGUCAAGGAUUAUUUCUGUGAGCUACCUGAACCUCUGAUGACAUACAACAUGUAUGAGGUCAUAACUAAUGUGUUUGUGAAAUCAUCCAAUCAGAAAACAGGACAGCAAUCUUGUGUCAACUUACCUAGUAACUGUGAAUACUCUAACUCCACUCCUAAAUACAUUAAUGCAUAUAAAUCUGUUGAAAAUUUGCUCAUGAAAUUAACUAGAAAUUCCAAAACUUCUGCAGAGUGUCAGGAUGCUUCAGAAGGGUAUUCCAGUGGGAAUAUUUUAGAUUUGUCUCCAAUCCAGCCUGUCCACAACUCUAGUCAUAACAACAAACAAAGUGAUCCUGUGACAAGAUACGAGACAGCUUUUGGACCAGAUAAUAAGACAGUUACACGUGUAUUCUACGCGGAUGGUGUAGCAACAGAUUUUAAUCAUAUAGAUGGAGAAACAGAUAUAGAAGCUACACCAAUAGAGACUCACUUUGAAGAUUCACCACCAGGGGGAGACAGUGGAGGAUCAUUCUCUAGGAAAAAUGGUUUACGGCAUUCAAUGCAUAAUUUAUUUAAUAGAGGAACGUCAAAUAGGGGAAAGAAGGUAAAAGGAGAGAAAUCAGUUUCACGAAGACGUAGUGCUGGCUUUAAUUUGAAUGAGGAGGAGAACUAUGGCUGUACUGUAGGUGUUUAUAGCAGGACAACGUCAGACAGUGGUUCCCACUGUACACCUGUCUCCAGGCAGGUACCAGUCACCAGGUCAGAGUCUUGUGCUGCAGGGCUCGGGGACAAGGUAAACAGGAGAUAUGCAAAUGGUAAACCCCCUGCCUAUGCUAUGCCACCUUCCUACGAUGCCUUAUACCCUGAAUCCUUAUACCCUAAAACCAAUCAUCCAGUUACGGACACUUCUAGAAAGUUUUUAAAAAGGAAAAAGUCCAUAUCAAGCGCAUCAUUGAAUCAAGGAAAAUCAUUUAUAGAAAAUAGUGACAGUGGAAAAGGGAAUACUUCCUCCUUGUCAGACAAAGCACAUGGAAGCCGGAACUGUGAUACAGAUGUAUUGGUUGGGCGGAGUUUAAGUAUGUCAGACUUAGCUGCUGCUGCACCUCCAGUGGAGAAUGAACUUCAGAAGCAGUGUAUGGGCAGGAUACAAGAGAGUGAAGACAGUGUAUUUAUGGAUGAUUGUACAGAGAGAAUAAUCAAGGCUUUACAGCUGGUCUGUUUGAUCCUGCCACCAGCCAAUCGUAGAAGACUGCAUUUGUUACUUCGUCUUAUGAACAAAAUGUCAACCAAUAGAAAACUAGUAUUAGAUGAAACACAACCAUCAAGAACCUUGUUACUGGAGACAUUUUACCGUGCUGUGUUGUGUUGCCAAGACGAGAGUGAGAUGGAUGACCUGUUAGUUAUACAACUUGUCUCCUUCCUCAUGGAUCAUUACAUGGAAAUAUUCUCUGUACCCGAAGACCUGAAAACUAAUGUAGAACUGCGUGUAGCCAAAAUACAGAGGACAAAGGUUGAAGACUGUAAUUUAGAUAGCAACCUCUUCAUAAGAAUUCGCUACUCCUCAGAUGAUGCUACAUCCCUCCAUUUCUGCAAGCAAGUGUCCCUUGAUGAGUACGAAAAUCAAAAAUUGACGUCAUCCCAACAAGCUCUGGCUACGCUGCUUGAGGAAAUUGUCUCUGAUAAAUCCAUGGCUCUCAAGGACAAGAAAAAGAGGCUGAAACAGUUUCAGAAGAUGUACCCAGAGAUAUACAUGCAUAGAUUUCCAUGUAGCCAGAGUGAGGCUGAGCUGUUUCCACCGAGACCUAAGAUCAAACAACCCCUGCUGUCUAAACCACUACUCAAACUAAAAGGGCUGAGGUUGUAGCGACAAGACAUUUACCUGACCUGCAUCAACAUUGUUAAUAUCAGAAAAAAUACAUUAACUGAUCUUAGUAACAGAUUUUAAUAUGCUACUUGAAAAUAGAAAAAGGCAUAUGUAGGAAGAUUUAUGUUAAAAUUUGACUAUGCAUUUGAUUGAAGUUUUAAAUGUUUUACCAGGGUAGUGUUCUUUGUGAAAGAUACAAUAUCUGGAAUUUUGAAGCAAUCUUUUUUACAUUAUACAAGACUGGAGAAAGCUUUCUGCAUUCAAUUAUAAACUGUUUUGUAGUUCUUCCUUGGUUGCAAGUUUCCUUAUGCCUGUUGAAAUAAAGAUGAAUAUUCAUGUAUUUAAGUAAAUAUGCAGCCAAACUAAAAUGGCAAAGAUAUGAAAAGUACAGGAGGUGGUUCGUAUGCAGGAACAACUUCAUACUUUUUCAAUGUUGGAUUAUUGAGUAAAGUCCCAUGAUAGACAAGUCAUGUUUUAUUAAAAACCUUCAGAUUUCUUGAUUAGUUACUGGCUGAAAACAAAUUUUUUUUUGCUCAGUAAUAUUCUUAAAUUGACCCAUUUGUUAUUUUAGAUAAUACAUUUUUACCAACCAGUUUUCAUAAAGUCAUACCUGGGCGUUCUUUCAACUUGAGCACUUUCAGUUGUUUCUGUAAAAAGAAGAAGACCAGUUAAGUGGAUGACUGGAUGGAUGUUUGUCAAUCUUCUGUUGCAGUCUUGCGUACAUGCCUGAAUUAAUGCUCCGAGGGGCAUGGGGAUGGGGGUCUUCCUUCAACAAUGGAUGACACAAAGUACAAGCUAUCAAAGCCUGAAAACUCUUGGACAAAGUGGGGUCUGUCAGAAUAUGAAAACCCCCAAAUAAAUCUUUAGGAACUUCCAAGUUUAGCUUCAUUUGUUCCACCCAUUCUUUCUGUAAUUAAUCUUUGGAAGGUGAUUUUCUGUACAUCUUAUUAAGGGAAAACAAGUGCUCUGUCUUACAAAAAAAUUUAUUUGUUCAAUUAUGACCAAACCAUUACAUAUUUUAAACAUAGGUCUGAAAAAAAUUAUAACUUAUAAGAUGCGCUGAGGACAUAUCAGAUUAGUUGAUCAGUUUUUAUUCUUAAUUGAACUUAAAUGGCUUUUAUUUUUGUGGUAAAGGACAGAUGAGCCAUUUUUGGUUCAGAACAUAUCCGGAGCUUGACCAUUAAACAGAGCUUACAAUUUUGUUUAUUUGAGAUGGUCAGUGUGUUUAAAUAGACAUGUAUUAACAGUAUCAGUUACAUGUAUGUUACUUAUGUCAUGUUUUCAGUUAUUUUUUAGCUCGAGUUAUGCCCCUUGUUGACUUAGAACUUUUGGUUUAAGUUUUUUAUAAAGUCAAAUAUCUCUGAUACUAUCAAAGCUAUUCAUCUGAAACUUAAAAUAGUUAUUUACUAUCAAAGUCUACACCAGGAGAAACAAUCCCCAUAACUCUGAUUUGAAUUUGACAGAGUUAUGCUCCUUUUUAACUUAAAAUUUUUGAUAAAGUCAAAUAUCUGUUAUUAUCAAAGCUAUUGACUUGAAACUUAAAAUAUUUAUUUACUAUCAAAGUAUACACCAGGAGAAACAAUCCCCAUAACUCUGAUUUGAAUUUUGACAGAGUUAUGCCCCUUUUUAACUUAGAAUUUUCGGUUAAAGUUUUUUAUAAAGUCAAAUAUCUCUGUUACUAUCAAAGCUAUUGACUUGAAACUUAAAAUAGUUAUUUACUAUCAAGUCUACACCAGUAGAAACAAACCCCAUAACUCUGAUUUGAAUUUUGACAGAGAUAUGUCCCUGUUUAACUUAGAUUUUUUGGUUUAAGUUUUAUAAAGUUUUUAUUGGCAAAGCUCUAAUUCAGAGUCAAGCACUGAGAAAAGUCGUUGACUCGAGUGCGCUGUCUUACGGACAGCUCUUGUUACACAUUGACUUUAGCCUUUUAAACUAUGGCAAACAUAUAUUCUUUCAACUGUUAUGCACUUGUUACUAUUUCACUUUUACAUUUGUUAUUUUUCAAUCAUGUAUGUACAUUUGUAUGAUUAAUCUAUUACCUAUUUUGAAAUACGUCUUUGCAAUAAAAGUUAUAAACCUGCUAA
Molecule: messenger RNA, 4846 nt
Organism: Mercenaria mercenaria
Lineage: Eukaryota; Metazoa; Mollusca; Bivalvia; Venerida; Veneridae
Product: DEP domain-containing protein 1B-like
Exons: 13
Coding region: 105-2762 (885 amino acids)
Biological process (GO): intracellular signal transduction
Source: RefSeq, a predicted model, not a curated record